Molecule: messenger RNA, 2508 nt
Organism: Cryptosporidium muris RN66
Lineage: Eukaryota; Apicomplexa; Conoidasida; Eucoccidiorida; Cryptosporidiidae
Exons: 2
Coding region: 1-2508 (835 amino acids)
Source: RefSeq, a predicted model, not a curated record
AUGCCAAAUAAUACAGAUGGUCUUAAUGGAAGGUCUACUUGUUUAUUAUGGGAUGAUGAAAGGCAGGCUAAAUUAUCUCUUACCCCUUCAACAUCUUCACCUGCAUCUAUACAUGAUUUUGGAUCUCCUUAUUUUAGUAAGUCUCAGAUAGAUCCAAUUUUAACAUCGUCAUGUUAUAGAAGAUCAAAAAGGAAAUUACAAUUAGAUGGGAAUUCAAUAUUGAGUGAUGAGUUAAACUGUAAACUCAAUACUAAUGAUGAGAAUGAUACAAAUAUCUGGUUACCAAACUUUAAAUACAAUAUUGAAUAUCAAAAUUCAGAUAUAAAUAAAUCCACAAAUAGUGCUGAUGAAAUUUAUAAGAAUGGUAAUAAUGAAGAAAAUCAAGUUUUUGAGACUAAAGAUAAUAUCUGCAUAGAGCCAAAUGAAGUAUGCAUUAAUUUGCAAUCUUCAUUACAAAAUAAUGAUAAUGAUAUAGUAUUGCAACCACAAAACAGUAUCAAAAAUUUAACAGAUAUCAUUCAAAUUUCCAGUAAACCAUUAGUAACUAAUAAUAAUAUAAGUAAACAAACAUAUCAAUUACAUACAGUUAGUAAAGAUUCAAAAUCUGAAGAAAAUUUAAUUGUAAAUAACUCUAGUACAAAUAUUUUACUGAAGGGAAAUAUCAAACCAAUAAAUGAUUUAGAUGUAACGAGAUUUAUGGAUAAUGAUUAUUUAGAGUUAUUAAAGACAAAUUUAAUGCUUGAAUUUACGAAGAGUAGAACUUGUUAUUUGAAAUUAGUACCAAGUGUUAUAGAAAUUUUUCGUAUUGUAAGAGAUGCUCCUAGUCGCUGUCCAAUACCAGUAGUUCAAAGUAUUGAUGAUUUAGGUAAAGAGCAGAAUAUCUCAAAAUUUGAGAGUUAUUUUACAAAUUGUAUCUCAAAGCAGAAUAGUGGUUUUUUAGCUUUUUGUACUGAAAGGAGAGCUUUAAAAAGUGGAGGUGGGGGAAAGUAUUAUUUUUUUGAUAAGAAAUUACAGUUAAAUGGUUGCCACAAGGUUGAUGUUUUGAAUCAUUAUAAACAAAAAAAUAUUUCAGGACCAGUAUUUAUGAAAGUACUUCUAUUCAUGUUCGUUGUUGAUCCACCAUAUCAUCUUGAUCCCCGUGCAAGGAGUAGUAACCCCCAAAGGUUAAUGGAUUUUUACUAUCAGUUAAAAUCAAUGAAUAGAUUAUGUGCCUUAAAGAGACUUUUGAAGGUUUGGUGUAUGGAGAUGUGUCCAGAAGAGUAUCUUGAUGCAGGAUACCCUCCUGGAAGUUUAUUAUGGGUAUCAACCCUUGAUAUAGAAAGUCAUAUUAAGAAAUGGAGAUAUCGUGGCCGAAAGAGUCAACCAACCACUUCUAUUCGUACAAUAAAUCAAAAAAAUAUAAGAUUAUUACCAAAAAUAGCAAGUAAUAUUGAAAAGUUGAAGCAACAAACGAAUUCACAACAAGAUAUUCGUCAGGAAAAGAAUUCCUGGUCAAAUAAAGAUGAUAACCAUAAAGAUAUUUCUACUGAAAAAUUAGAUCCUACCAAUUCAGAUACUGAUAUAAAUGAUUCAUCUCCAUGCACUCCAACAGUAAAGGUAUAUGGGCCAAAUUAUGAGGCAGAAGUAGAUUUAAGCAAACAGCAAGAUGGCACUUUGAACAAUCGAAAAAUUAGUAUAACUAACCAAUACAAAAAGAAUGUGUUAAAUAAUACUCAUCAAUGUACCAACUUAAUACCAUUAAAUUCAGUAAAUUGCACACAAAUAAGGCAUUAUGAAGAAAUAAAUACUUCUACAGAAAGGGAAAUUCAAACACCUAAUAUUGCAUCAUCAUCUUAUGACAAUGUAAUUUGGACUUUAAUAAGGAAUAUACCUGUAAAUUGUUUAAAUAAGUUAUAUCAGUCUUGGAUUAGUGGAGAAAUACCAGGCUUAUCUAAGUUGAAGUCACAUUGUUCAUUAAGAUUUUCGAAUAUAUUAAGUAAUUCAGAAUCACAAAUAUCUGAAAAUAGUCAAUCUUCUAGUUAUAUAAAUAAUGUAGAACAAGAUGUAACAGAUAUAAUAGCACCAAUAUUAUAUUUGGAUCAUCGUUUGGUUUUUUCUUCUAUACAGCAUCACUUAUUAGUUAAUCCCAAUGAGCUCCCAAUUUGGAUCAAAUUAUUAGAAUCAUAUAGCAACAACCUACAAGAAAAUUUAGAAUUUGAACAUAAAUCUCUGGAUGUAAUGCUCAAUUCAUAUUCAUGUUCAUUUUCAAUGUCUUUUUCUUGUUCAUCACCUAUACGUAGUGGUAAUAGUGAAAAUAGCCAAGGCUCUAUAGAGCGAUCUCAAUUAUCUGGUGAUAUAAAUGAAACAUCACCCAUCUUCUCAUUGGUCUCUACAAAUCAAUAUCAGUCCUUUGUAGAGAUACCUGAUAUUGCUACUUCUCUUAGUGAACAUAUUCUUGAUGAUACCAGUGCUACCUUAAAAUCUUGCAACGAUAUCAAUGAGCCAAUAGAUCUUUAUUUUGCAUAUUAG